GAUUUACCCACCAAAGGAGGAAGAAGCCCAUAUGGCCGUGCCAGCUAGUAGGCUGGGGUAUUUCAUACUCGUCGAUUUGGUAUUUAUAACACAUGGAUUCGCUGAUUGGAAUUUACAUGAAAUUAUGUCCUCUCGUCCGUUCGUGACACGACGACUAUCAAACGGCCAAGAACGGAUGGACCUGGUCUGUCCAGAUAAUCACGUGAUGUUGACGCCGUACAUAGCGUAUGGAGCGUCUAUUGGACGUCGCGUGUCUAACCUGCGUCUCGAGAGGGACUGCUUGGGCACAGACAGUCAAUUAAUUAAACAGGCUAAUCAAUGUGUAAGAAAAAACGCGUGUAGUGUUUCCUUUAGAAAAGGAUUGAGACUUCAUCAGAUUCUCAGCGGACCGCAAAACAAAUGCCUCAAGCGUUUCCCAAAAUUUAUCACGAUUUCCUUACCAAAGUGUGUACCAAAAGAAGAGAUUUUUGAUAUCUGUUCAAAUUGGACAUUAGGAAAAUAUUGGAGCGGUAUUCUCGGACGUUACUCAGACAUUCCCAACACCGACAUGGCAGCAAGGUCAUGUCAUAAAGUAAUGACAUUUCCUACCAAUAUGACGAUGGCAAUAAUGCUAGAAAAGUUUGAUACUAACAUAAGUUAUAACGUGACUAUACAAUGGACAACCCAGCAUGGAGAGACCAAACUAAAGACACUGAGAUUUAACCAUGAAUCUUUCAUUGGAACUGGGAAUAAUUUUACUGUGAGCUGGGAAACUCCGGAGCAAGUCGCAUCUAAGUCAAACUUUUAUCUUAUCUAUCAUGCUCUGCAUUAUAAUGGGUCAUCAAACCAGAGCGAUACCAUGGUACAGAGUUGGAUCCCUGAGCUGCCUUCAGCAUCUCUAAGAAGCGUCAUGACGUGGAAAGACCAUCAGCUGUCGUUCGCUUGUCCAAAAGGAUCACUAUUAUAUUCUCCUCAACUGAUGGCGGGUGUGGGUAAAAGGAUGGCCUGUUCUGGUAUCACCCCAAGUCUCCUAGUGCAGAUGAACAACUGUUACUGGGAACGAUCCUGUAACAUCAACUGGAAGGGUCCGGCGACUGUAACUCUGACCAACUCUCCCGCCUGUCUUGGUAAAACAGCUGCCGUUAUGUCCACCACUGGUUACCGAUGUAUUAGACAAGAAAAUGUCAUAAACAUGUGUAGUCGGUAUGCUUCUGAGGUAGUGAAAAAAACAUCUGGGAUCAUUCGGAGUCACAAUAUUUAUCCCUGGGACUACGGCGCGGAGGCGGUGGAUUGUAGGAAGGUCAUCAAGAUAGGACGUGGGAGACAACUCCAUCUAUCAGUCGAGGCUGCUGAAAUUGACGAAAGUCGUGAUAUGUUCAGGAUAAGACAUAUCUACGACAAAAAGAAAACAUUGGUUGCUAUGGGAAACCAGAAACAUUUCAACACCACCUUAUCUGGAGGGGCUGCUGAGAUAUCUCUCACAGUGUCAGUGAGAUCAAAAACUGGCAAGGGGUUCCUCUUAUAUUUUGAAAAGAUAGGGAAAAGACACAAGAACUCUGAAUCACAAUAUCGUAAAGCAAGAACGACAAAGAAAAAUCGUACGCUACGAAAUCGACGGAGACGUCAACGAAGCGGAAGGAAAAAGAACAAAAAGAGAAAAUCUAGAAAGUCCAAGAAAAGGAAAACUCGUGUAUUAUGAUGAUUGCGUAAUCUUAUAUGUGAUAUUGAAAGAGUGCAAUUAACAUUAUCAUCAAUAGGUGGCUGUAGUCAUAUAGUUAUAUUUACAAAUCAACGGACAUCACUGCCGUCUGUUAGUUAGGUUCUAUCAAAAGGGGGCGCGUUUCUCUGUCGGACUCUAAAAUGACAAACCUGAGAACCCAGGGGAACUUUUGUCUGAGAACCCAGGGGAACUAACAUUUCGUAUUUGAGAACGAAUCAUUCAUUAGUAGGCCUAUAUUAGAUGUAGUAACACUAACAAUAUUCAACUUCCAAAACACAAUAUGUUGUUUUUACCAUCUUGUUUGUUUGUGUACAAUUACGGACCAAUGGGAACCUGCACAUUAAGUACUAGGUUUUAUGAAAAUUAAUGAUAACAAACAUAUCAAUUUUAGAAUAAAAAAAAAACUGUCAGCCAUCUUGUGCUUCUAUUUACUUUUUAAACAACUAUACACAACAAGGAUAAAAUUGGAACAUAUAAGUGCAAUUUAAGAACAUAUCGAUCCAUUGUUUUUAGAGAAAUAGUGAUAAGUAUUGUUUAAGUAACAGAUAAUAGGUUAAUUAAGCAGCCAACCAUUAUCGGAUUAUUGGAUAAAAUCUAGCAGCCUACUUGAUCGGGAUAUCAAUAUGUGUUAAACAAAUCCUAGUUAGUUUCUUAUAACAUACAUACAUUAUUACAUAGCAUGCAAUUUUGUUUAUCUGAAUAUUAAAUGUAAUGAUUAGGUAAAUUAAAACAAAUGCAUUGUAUACUGAUAGAAGAAUUGUGAUCUAAAGUAGUAAUAUGUAAUCUAAAAUAGACUACUUUUUAUUUGAUUUUUUGUUUGUUGUUGUCUAUUUUCCAAAAUAUGUACAGUUUUUUUUUUACUUAGCUAAGAAAUGAUAUUGAUCAAAUAAGACCGAUCCUUUAACAAAAUAAUUCGGCAAAUUACAAUCCUCCACCGGAUGUAGAGUUAUUAUACCAAGAAUGUGUAGAUGAUAAAUUCGUGAUAAACAAGCAUGUUCCAUGUAAUAGGUCCCGAGAAACUUUUUUCUUUGAAGUUGGUCAAGGUCAAUAUAUAGGUUAGUGUGAACAUGUGAUAGGGCUCGGAAAAUGUUUCUUUGGUGUAGGUCAAAGGUGAAAAUGUAUGUCAGAGUGACUUAAUUUGACAUAUACACAUUACCUCACGUCGUUGAACGCAAGCCACGAGCAUGAAGUUCCAGUGUCAAGUAGUAUAGGAGAUAGAGCCGGAACACGUUUUCUUUUAUAUAAGUCAAAGGUCAAACCGUAGGUUAGAGUGACCUAUUUUCGACACAUGACACAUCACCUCACCUUUAAUUGGUGGACCCAAGCACCAAGUAUAAAGUGACAAGCAGUGUAGGAUAAAUUAUUCCUCGGUUGUAGUUCAAAGAGACUUAAUUUUGACACGUGAUACACCGCCUCAUCUAGGUGAACCCACACCCCAAGUAUUUAGUUCUAGCAUUAAGUAGUGUAGGAGAUAGAGCCCGGACACUUUUCUUCUUUGGUGUAGGUCAUGGGUCACAAUAUAGGCCACUGUGACCAAAGUUUGAAACAAGAUACACUGCUUCACAUAGAUGAACCCAUUCCCCAAGUAGGAAGGCCAAGAAGUGUAGGAGAUAGGGCCCGGUCAAGAUAAUGCGCGGACGGAUGGACGGACGGACACACGCAAAACCAUAGUCCCCACCCUCGGCUCCCGGAGUGGGAAUGAUAAAGAUGCACGUGUUUCUAAUUUAACUAGUUUUUAAAAAGUGCAAUACCGAUAUUUCAGAAAAUGUUGAAACAAAAUGGAUCUGUCAAUGUACUUAUGUUGUGGUUGUUUUUAGACAAACAUACACUAUUACAUGCUCACUCAGGGUAUUUUGUCUGUUAUUUCUAUACUUGUAUUAAUGAACUCAUUGUAUCAAACGCUAUAUACAUCUUGUCAGACCGAACUUUUGAUGAUUAAAAAACGUAAAAUAUGUAAAA
Pecten maximus is the source of this 3658-nucleotide messenger RNA. RefSeq lists its product as uncharacterized. The record is from RefSeq and is a predicted model, not a curated record. The coding region runs from base 32 to 1678 and encodes 548 amino acids. The transcript has 8 exons. Lineage: Eukaryota; Metazoa; Mollusca; Bivalvia; Pectinida; Pectinidae.